AUGGACCGCAAGCGCAAGAGAGAACUACGUGACUUAAAUUUACGCGUCUGGGCAGGCGCAAAAGAUGUCUACGAAACAGCAAACUCGCUCGAUUCGUCUCUGAAGAAAAACACGGCGUUUAUUAAACGGCUCCGAACUGGGUUGUCGUCUGCUGCACAAGACACCUUUCUGUCCGAGAUCCGCACGUUAUCCCUACAAAAAUACCUCUCCGAGAUCAUAGCUGCCACAGCCGAAGGAUUGGGUAGACUGAAGACUGCGAGUGAGAUUGCCGCGGGUGUCGAGGUUGUCAGCGCACUACACCAGAGAUUUGGACCCCACGAAUUCACCAAGCAGCUGGCAUGGCUUCUGGGCAAGGGCUUGACAACUCCUGACAAGGCUCAGGUGAAAUUGUGGAGCCAGGAAGUCCGCGAACGGGAAGAGAAAGAGCGUCUAGUUCGACACCGAGUUCUCCUUCGUGUCGUCACCGAAUUCUGGCUAUGUGGCAUUCUUCGAAGCCUGGAUGAUGCGGAUCGACCAGAUGAAGCUACAACCCGGGGCAAAGAUGCGCCUUCACAACCCGAAUCCAAACCGAAGGUGGGCACAAAUGGUGUUCGAUCCGACACGAAUGUCGAGCAGGAUCCGUUUCCCCUGGAAGUUCUGAAGGAUUUGUUAGGCCAUGAUCCCGAGCAUGUUAACCUCAGUCUUGCUGUUCUUUUUGUGAAGAAUUUUGCCUGGGAUGUUCUGGGACUCAAACCACCGUCGGAGGAAGGCCGAAAAACAGUUGACGCAGACGGUCAGAUUGUCGAGCAAGCCAAAGAUGGCGAAGGCUCCUCUGCCCCCUCUGAGGAAGACGCGCCCAUUAUCCCUCAACCCAUCCGGCAGAGAUUCAUUAACGUCCUAGAACGAUAUUUGACUACAGUAAAAUCCCACGUCAUUCGAGACCAGAGAUCUCUGAACAAUCAAAGCCGCCGAAAUGCAGAGGCUUAUGUCAAAAGCGGCGAAAUUUUCGAAGACAGACAAGCAAAUUUCGAGAAGCAGGUCAAAGCCCAAGAGAAAUUAGUUGCAAAUGCCCAAGUCCUUUGUGAUGUCCUCGGACAAGAAAUGCCAGAUCUCGAAGAGAAAGACAGCGCCGAGACUACUACUUCAGGGAGCGUGGGGAUGAUCAAGACAGGCGACUACCUCAAAGGUCAAGGAGAGGGCGCUGGCAUCUGGGAAGACGAAGAAGAACGCCGUUUCUACGAGAACUUGGUUGACCUCAAGGGUCGAGUGCCAGGCAUUCUUUUGGAGGAUUCAAAAAAGAAGCCAGAAACAGAUGAACGUGGUGAAGCUGCCGCCACAUCCGGUGAAGGCGGGACGAAUAAGCCACAAGAGAACGAAGAGCAGUCUACCGCCAUCACGAACAAGACUGUUGGGGCUCAAGUCGAUGCCAUUCUUUUGCGCCUGCCAGAACUGCAAACCAAGGAUAUGGUCGACCAGGUUGCUUUGGACUUCUGCUUCCUCAACUCCAAAGCUUCCCGAAAUCGUCUCGUCAAGACCAUCCAGGAAGUCCCCAAAGGUCGACUAGAUCUACUACCUUUGUAUGCACGACUUGCUGCCACUCUUGGGCAGUAUAUGCCUGAUGUCGUGCAGGGUCUAAUCUCGCAUCUUGAUGACGAAUUUCGAAGCCUUCAGAGACGAAAAUCAAAAGAUUUUUUGGGGCAAAUUCGCAUGGCGAACAUCCGAUAUUUGGCGGAACUCACCAAGUUUGGCAUCGUCCCAGAGCACGUCAUUUUCCACUGUUUCAAAGUCAGUUUGGAUGACUUUUCGAGGAUGAACAUUGAGAUCAUUGCCCAUUUGCUCGAAAACUGCGGUCGAUAUCUCCUGCGCAACCCCGAGACAUCUCCUCGAAUGUCGUCUUUCCUUGAGACGUUGAACCGCAAGAAAUCUGCACAGCACAUGGGGACCCAAGAGCGUAUGCUUAUCGAAAACGCGUUGUACUAUGUCGACCCUCCUCAGCGCGCUGCCAUCCAACAAAAAGAGCGUACGCCAACGGAACUCUUUGUUCGACAACUGGUAUAUGUGGACAUGACGAAGCGAAACUACAUGAAGGUGCUCAAGACCAUUCGAAAACUCCAUUGGGAAGAGAAGGAGGUUGUCCAGAUGUUAGAGAAGAUUUUCAGCAAGCCGGGAAAAGUCAAGUUCAGCAACAUCCAUCUCUUGGCUGUUCUUCUGCAGGCUCUUUUUCGAUAUCAUCAAGACUUUACCGUUGGCAUUAUAGACAAUGUCUUGGAACAAAUUACUCUGGGUCUGGAGCAGAACGAUUUCAAGUUCAAUCAGCGAAGAGUGGCUGAAGUCAAAUACCUGGGCGAACUCUACAAUUACAAGAUGAUCGACUCCACCGUGGUGUUCGACACGUUGUAUCGGAUCGUGACAUUUGGCCAUGAAGGUGGAACACCUCAGCCUGGGAACUUCACACCCUUUGAUCCCCCCGAUGAGUUCUUCCGGAUCCGACUGAUAUGCACUCUCCUCGACACUUGUGGCAUCUGUUUUGACAGAGGUAGCUCCCGCAAAAAGCUCGAUUUCUUUUUGACUUUCUUUCAGUACUACAUGGCCACAAAGGAUCCCCUGCCCAUGGAAAUUGAGUUCCUAGUGCAGGACACUUACUCCCUUGUCCGCCCGAACUGGAAGCUAGUCACUGAGCUCGGCGAGGCGGCCAAACUAUUUGCUGAAGCUGUAAGCGCGAACUACAGGCAGCAAGGGGCCGAAAAAAGUGUGGAGCAACCAGAAGACAUUGAAGACACUGCUUCCGAAGAUGGACUUGGUGAAGGUGAUGUUGAACUUGACGCUGAAAUCGCGCGAUCAUCAGAUGAAGAAGGCGAGGCGGCGGCGGCAGCAGCAGCAGCAGCAGAAGAGGACACAGGUGAAGAGAAAGAAGACAUUGACUCCGAUGAAGAAGAACAGAUUGUUGUCUUGCGUCAAGAGGAACAUUUGGACCCAGAAGUCGAGGCCGAGUUUGACCGCGCAUUCGAAAAGAUGAUGGCCGAAAGCUUGGACUCGCGGAAGUUCGAGCGCAAGACUCAUUUCGACACAAAGACAAUUAAGCUACCGUCGGACUCGAGCUUCGCCGUUUCCAUGAAAUCGCAGCAAGCUGCCGAAAGGGAGGAACAACAACGCAUCAAGAACCUGGUCCUCAAUUAUGAUCUGCGCGAAGAUGAUCAACACGAUGGUAUUCCCAAUGGAUUUUCUUGUGGCCCUAUUAUUCAACCUCCCGUGGAAAAGAACCCCAAUACUAAAGGACUCAAAUUAGGACCCGAUCACUACAAUCCUUCCCUCAGUCGUGCUGAGAGGUCGGGGCGCCACGCGCCACGAGCAAGAAGACUCAACUUAAGCGAUGUUGACUGGUACGGCACCAAGAAAUCACGUCCUACCCAGGUAACGUGUGGGAAAGAGGCAGCUGGCAGCUUUCCAUCAACGCACAAGCACUCCCCCUUUCGCACAAAGAAGCCAGGCUGA
Fonsecaea monophora is the source of this 3471-nucleotide messenger RNA. RefSeq lists its product as hypothetical. The record is from RefSeq and is a predicted model, not a curated record. Gene Ontology annotation, biological process: nuclear-transcribed mRNA catabolic process, nonsense-mediated decay. Gene Ontology annotation, molecular function: RNA binding; protein binding. The transcript is spliced from 5 exons. Bases 1 to 3471 code for a protein of 1156 amino acids. Gene Ontology annotation, cellular component: exon-exon junction complex; cytoplasm. Lineage: Eukaryota; Fungi; Ascomycota; Eurotiomycetes; Chaetothyriales; Herpotrichiellaceae.